AUGUUGUCCGAUGAGACUGAUGUCGAUGCAUUAAACUUAUCAAUGACACCUGGAGAUAUUACUACUCGAGCUACUGGUGGAAAAGGAAGCGUCAAACGAUCAAGCAACUACACUCAGCAGGAAGACACCCAGCUAUGCAUAUCAUGGGAGAAUAUCAGCACAGAUCCUAUUGUUGGAAAUGAGCAGCUGGGUAUGUCAUAUUGGAAAAGGAUUGCUGAGCACUACCAUGCCAACCGCACUUUCGAAUUUGAUAGGAGUGCAAAUUCUCUUGAGCGUCGUUGGGAUACCAUUAAGAGAGAAUGCAGCAAGUUUCAAGCCUUCUAUGAACAAGUUGAGCGUCGACAUCUGAAUGGCAUACCAUAUAAGGAGCAUCUUCUUGAAGCCCAGACCGUAUUCUCGAUGAAGGACCAAAAGAACAAGGCUUUUCAGUUUCUUCAUUGUUGGCUCAAGGUGAGGAAUUGUCCCAAGUUUCAAGCAAUAGAAAAAUCACAUAAGAGGCUGAGGUCGAGCAAGUUUUCCAUGCCAUUUGGAGGAGGUACUGAAGAAGUGAGAGAUGAGAGUGGUAGGAAUCAAAGUCCUGAUUCACCGCAGGCAAGCCAAAACAAGAGGCCAAUUGGAAGGAAGGGAGCCAAGGAGAGGCUCAAGACCGGAGGAGAUGCAGGACCAUACAAAGAAGCCAUUCAAGAGUUAAUCUUGGAGAAGGAGGAGAAGAAACUAAGGGAGAGGAGGUGGGAGGAGGAGAAAAAAUUGAGGGAAGAGAGGUGGAUGGAGACAAGGGCAGUUCAUGAGUGGAAGUUCUCCUUGGAUGAGCGCAAAUUUAUGUGGGAGCAAGAACAGAAGAUCAUGUUCUGUGAUGUGAAUUCCUUAGAUCCAUAUCAAAAGAAUUAUGUGUUGACUAUGAGGGCACAAAUUGUAGUGGUAGUGGAGGUGAUGUCGGCGGAGGAUACAUUUAAUUUAUGUUUGGUGGAUCUUACUUUGUUGAACUAUGCGGUGUCUUGA
Molecule: messenger RNA, 999 nt
Organism: Panicum virgatum (switchgrass)
Lineage: Eukaryota; Viridiplantae; Streptophyta; Magnoliopsida; Poales; Poaceae
Product: glutathione S-transferase T3-like
Exons: 2
Coding region: 1-999 (332 amino acids)
Source: RefSeq, a predicted model, not a curated record